Ruditapes philippinarum (Manila clam) is the source of this 5279-nucleotide messenger RNA. RefSeq names its product dynein axonemal assembly factor 9-like. The coding region runs from base 45 to 3554 and encodes 1169 amino acids. The record is from RefSeq and is a predicted model, not a curated record. Lineage: Eukaryota; Metazoa; Mollusca; Bivalvia; Venerida; Veneridae. The transcript has 35 exons.
UAAACGGCCUGCAAUGGCUGAAAUUGUGACAUUCUUCUAAAAAUAUGAGUUUUAACAAGCCAAAGCGUCCUUCUUCAGCGAGAAGGAACAUCAAACAAGAAACAUUUAGUUGCUUUGUUAGUGCAACAAGACUACGUCAUGUGCAAAGCUUACUGAAUGAUGGCACAAAAGCCACCAAAGAUUAUCCUGAUGCAAUCCUGUGCAUUGCAGGUAUUGACAGCAGGUACAAUGAUGGUAUGCUUGAACUUAUCAAUUAUUUGCUGUUUGGAUUCUUUGAAAUUCGUAUGGCUGAGUUGGAAGGGUCAGGGUUUGAUGAGGAGGUUAUUGAUGAUGUGUUGUUUCUAAUACAAAAAGACAAAGUUGAUAUAUAUUGUAACCCUAUCAACUAUCAUUAUCUACUACCAUAUGUGAGUCAUUGGAGAAAUGUCUUCUUUCAUUGUUUGACUGAUACAGAGUAUGAAGAUGAAGAAGUUGCAGAAGAUUUUAAAGUGAAAAGCUUUGUUUCCAUGGUAAAAGAUUGUAAGAAGAUAGGCAUACCAUACAGCAAUUCAGCAAAUCUACACAAGUUUGAUAUCAUGUUGAUAGAAAAAUGGCCGAUUAUUCAAGUGUAUGGUGUUGAGGGAGUUGGAAGUGGUGGAUUUUUCACUAUGCUGCAUGAAGUGUGUGAUGUUAGUGAAGAAGUACACAAACUUUAUAACUACAUGGAUCCUGUAGCACUAGAGAAUAUGGUGGUUGAGCAAGUGUCAAAAUUAGAGAGACAAUGGCAAACAAUGAUGUCCACUGUACAGGUUUCAUUGUCUGGCUUACACCAUGGCACACUGACAGAGGAAAAAGUCUUUGAGCCCCUGAAGAGUUUCUUUGUUCAUGGUCGAGCUAGUACUGUAGGACAUGGUGAUGGUCCUACACAAGUUGACAGUUUGCCAUAUGUUUUAUUUGGUAGAAAUUCAACAAAACAGAUGUUAGAUGGAGUAAAGAGGACACUAAGCACACCUAAUGGAGAUUUAAAAUCAACUAUGAUUGGUACUCAUGAAGCUAACUUUAUGGUAUGUAAGGCUGUAUCUCCCAGAGGUCCUGUAACCUGCUCUCGCACAUACUUCUUCAAUAAACAGUUCAUAAAUCCAUUUCAAGAGUCAAAAGUAGAAGAUUAUGAAGCAAGUGCAGAUCUAAGGCUGUUGACAUUUCUGUACGGAUCAAUGAUAGAUGCUGUACUCACUGGAAUUCAAGCUUACUGUAACUCAUUGAGUGUUAAACAGGCAGAAGACAUAGCUACAGAAACAUUAUAUGACAGUUGUACAGGGGCUAAGGAUGAUAUUGUAACAAAUUAUGUCAAGACUGGUCCUAGAGUACAAUUCUCCUUACAAGCUGUCGACCAUUCUGGAUGUUCUAACAGCUUGACAGAUGGUAGCCGGAAUCUCAUGGUAAAAUGUGCGUCAAUAACAUUGUAUGAUAUACCAAGCAAAGAGAAGCCGGGUUCAAUCCUGGGCUCCCUUGUCUUCUCAGAAACCUUUCUAGAUUCUGAGAUCAAGGUAGCCACUACAGAUGGUAGUGUUGGUAUGAACAGUAGUUAUCUCCUCCUGACAGAUCACAUCCCCAGACACCAUUGCUGGACACAUACCAAUUUGUUGGAGGACAAAAAAUUGUUCCAGGGAAAGUUAGAGAAUAAAAGCCUCUCAGAGCACUUUGGUGCUUUAUUGUUGUCUGGAGAUCCAAUCAAUGUAGGGUGUGCAAGUACCUUAUGUAUGCCCCCAGAAGAAGCCUGUUUGUAUGCAUUCGAGAAUGGGUUGGUGAUAGUUUGUGAUCAGUAUGGUGCCAUAGUACUACAUGGGAAUCACAUAAGAUCUGCAAGAUUCUAUGAUGGUGACACAUCCAACACAGUGGCUGUAUUAGUUAUAGAAUACCAUUCAACAUUUGUACCAUUUAUUCCAUUCCAUCUGAGAAAUGAUGAGGGUCAGUUAAUGCUGAUGUUCACACCAAAAUCAAAAGCAUACAAACAUCUUUACUCACAGGUUCUACAUACAUGGAGGGAGGAUGCAGAUUCCCCUAAAGUAAAAGUAGUUAAAGAACUUCCUGAAAAUUGUCAACUUAUGCAUACAUUGAUUCAGCACCAGUAUACAUCCACAUCAUCCAGUAGAGUAAAAACAGGUCUUCAGAAGGCAUCCAUCUCUCUACCCCAUUUAUUCAAAUUUUUAGACCAUUUCUCAGCUAGCAGUGUAGGCUGGUAUCCAGUACCAGAAACAGAUUUACAUAAAGUACUUAGAUUAUCAAAUAAUGCUGAAAUAGAAGAGGAACCAGAAAUUGAGAUUGUUGUAUCUAUUAUCAGUGGUAUACCAGGAUCACACCAGGGAGAAAUGUGUGAUGUUCUCUCUAAACUUUCUAAGGACCAAAAUAGAUAUGUGAUACUAAAGCCACCUCUGGAUGGAUCACAACAAUUUAACCCAGUAGAUAUACAAGCCAAAUUGAAAGCUACACUGAAUGUACAUAGAAGGAGAAAACAAAGUCAGUCACAUAUGUUAAACACCAGGGUGUUAUAUAUUGUACCAGGGUAUACAGAUGUAGUAAGUGUUGUUCAAGCAGUAGAAUGUCACCCUGAUGUUGAUGUGAGGAGGCAUUGUGUUAUAGGUUCUGUGACAGCUUGUGUUGAUCCAUUAAAUGUUUAUAUGGAGCAUAAGAUGACAUUUCCAUACUUGUUGAAUGCAUGUGCACAGGGUUGGGUGAAUCAAAUUGUGAUGACUUCUUCAACAGCUCUAAAGAAUGAUGAUUUAAAUGAGGUACAGCAUAUGUUAAGAUCUGUAAACAGUGAUGUUGCCUUCCUGCUAGCAGAACAGGGUAAUGUUUCUAGGAGUAUGGACUUGGAUGCAAUACUGAGUGAAGACAGUUUCCGCCAGAUAGAGAAGGUUCGUGCACGAUACCUGCUAUGUCCAGCCUGGAGGCAAAGUUCAACCAGACCGCUUAGACAGCUCUUGAGUACUGUGCAACUCAAGUUUACCCUGCCACUUGAUAGAUAUAAACUGGUUGCAAAAUUAAGAGGCAUGAAGAAAACUCUAGCAUCAUUUCCAUUUUCUGGCAACAUUUACAAUGUCCAAGGAAAAGUCAGAUUUACAGGUGCCAAGUCAGAGGAAAGCAUGGAAAUUCACUACACAACAAUGAGUGGAGUUUUAUCUAUAAGACCAUAUAAUGAAACCACCAAAGAUAGGGCUCAAAAUCCAGGAAACUUUAUGGUGUUCACAGGCUCUGAUCUGACUCUGGCAAAACUAAAGGACUGGUUGAGAGAGUGUGCACCAAAGAAACCUGAAAAGAAAAAUUUGAUGUCAAGGAAAGAUAUUACUAGUGAUGUGAAAAACAAAAUACAUAAGGAACAUCAUCUGGACCCACUUCCGGAAGGUUGGUUCUAUAAUGGUACCCAGUAUGUCAGCUUUGAUGGCUCAAAACAAGAUCAACACCCAAGUUUGGAGGAGUUUGUCAAUGAUUACCUAGCUCAACAGAAUGCUGCUGUCACUGAAUACAACAAAAAAGUGGAGGAAAUGAUUGAAAGCUAUAGAGAUUUGUUUAGUUGAACAAUUAAAAUACAUGUAUAAUUCUUUUACAUAUAUAUUCCUGAGAGUGGAGGUGGGGAAGAAGAAAAUAUUCAAAGUAUUAUCUUCAGUUAUGACCAGUGCAUAUUAAUUCAGGUUGUGAACCAUUUGAUGGUGGAAGUAAUUUUACUUUUUUCGUCACAGAUUUAAUAUGUGGUAGUCAUACAAAAUGAAGCAGUAAAGUUGGAAUAAUCCUUUUGCUAUUUCUAUGUUUUAAUAUGAUGGCAAUAAUACCUAUAUUGUACUACAGUAUCAGGCAGUAGUUUCAAAUUUUGAUCUGAAAUGACAUGAUAUUAACCCAACAUUGAUCUGCCUUUAAUGGAGGAAUGUGAUCUAAAAAUAUUUUAGGAAAUAUCCCACAUAGUUAUUCACUUAUUGAUGAAAUGAUUUUCAAAAUAAGAUGUGAAAUUAAGUAGGAUGAAUGGAAUAAUCCCUCUAUAGAUCUGCUCAAAUAAGGAAUAAUUUACAUUAACAUGGGAAAUAUCCCAUAUAGAUCUGCAAAUUAAUAGUAGCAAUCUCAAAAUAAAAUAAGUGAUUAUAAUGCAGUUUACAAAAUGCUGUUAAAAGAUCAAGAAAUUUUGUAAAAUUAACCAAACAUUUACAGAAAAUUACAUAAUUACAAGGUUAAUUUACAUUAACAUUGAAGUAAACAUUGUCAUAAUUAUAAAUGUUUUAAGACCAGCUUUUAUUGUUCUGUUACAUGUGUUCAGUCUGUUAGUUACCAAAUAUCUUGUUGUUUGUAUGUCCAACUUUUCAUGCGAUUCACUGUAUAUUCAUCAUAAAAUCAUUAAUAACCAAGGUGGAGAUAAAUGCACCAAAUUGUUAACUGAUAGUUAACAUUCUUGUGGGUUUAUAUAAUGCCAUAUUUAUAUUGUAUUGUACUCUAGCUUUAAAUGGUACCAGUUCAGGAUUAUACAUUCCAUAGAUAUAUAUUUUGCUGUGAUAUUGAAAAAAAGAUUCCAUCCAUUUGAAUGAAAUUAUUUAAAUUGUAUUAUGUAUUGUAUUGUAUAAUUUGCAUAUUUUAUGAAUUUGAUCUUCUCUAUAUGAUCUCAAAGCUGGGUAAAUUUUAACAACAACAAAUAUAUGUAUAGUAUACAUACUGCAUAAUCAUUAUUAUGGCACAAAUUUUCAUGGUUUUCGUGGAUAGGUCAAUCGACGAAUUUUAGAAUCAACAAAAUCUUAUUUCAUCUGCUGUACAAUAACUUUUAUUAUGUUAUUAGCAUUACUUUUUUCCACAAUCCACAAAUUUAAGAAUACACAAAAACAUCUUUUUUGACAAAUCCACAACAUUUCAUGCUCACGAAUUUAAGUGAAUACACUGUACCUUUUAGGACAUGGGACGAACUUAUGUUUUUCUCCAUUCAAACAUUUAUUAUAAAUAGAUUAAGUAGCAAGGUACAUGUUUUAGCUUAGGAAAUAAGCUUCUAAGACAGUGCUGGUGUCAUACCAGUUAUGAUAAUAUAAAUUCAAUUGGAUUAGGAUCAAAUAAUCAGACAACUAACUGAUCAGCCAUUAUAUAGAUGUGUCCACCAAAUUUAUAAACUUGUAUCUUUUUGUGAUUAUUUUUCAGAAACACAUUACCGUAAUUAAUAAUUACAGAACAAGCGUCAUUGUGCAAAAAAAACUCCAAACCCUUUUAAAAAGUUGUCAACAUGAAACUUCAGAAUAGUUGCUUAUCGUGACAAGAUGCAGUUGUAAGACAAGGGG